AUGGUGGAUUGCUCUUCUUGUUUGCUCGAUUGUUCGAGUUCCGCUCAUUCCAAUAAUUCCACUGUGUGCUAUCAAGCUUGCAGUAACGAUACCACCACCAACAAAUGGGACAUUGAAGUCGAUGUCAAAGGUCAAGUGGACACCGGUGCAGACAGUAACUCGCAACGCUUCUCUUUCUCAAAACUGAUGCAGUCGAUCGCUUAUUUGGAUCCUGGAAACCUUGAAUCGGAUCUUCAAUCGGGUGCGAUCGCAGGUUAUAAGUUACUCUGGUUACUAUUUUGGGCGCAUGCGGCAGGUCUUGCCAUCCAAAUCUUGAGUGCACGUCUGGGUGUAGUGACAGGCAAUCAUUUGGCCCAGUUAAUUCGACAAUCGUACAGUCGACCGAUCUCAUUUGUGAUUUGGCUUUUCACCCAGUUUGCGAUUAUUGGAUCCGAUAUUCAGGAAAUCAUCGGAACCGCAAUCGCUCUAAAAAUCUUUUUCGGAUUCUCGUUGUGGGUGGGCGUGUUGAUCACGGCCACGGAUACCUUCCUUUUUAUGUGGCUGCAACAGUAUGGUGUGCGUAAAAUCGAGGUGUUUUUCAUGGUGCUCAUCGGUGUGAUGGUCGGAUGCUUUUGGGCAGAAAUGUUUGCAUCCCACCCGAGCAUACGUCAUAUUGUGGAAGGCAUUUUGAUUCCAGAAAUUCCCGAACAAGCUACGGUUCAAGCCGUUGGUAUGGUGGGAGCGGUGAUUAUGCCCCACAAUAUGUUUUUGCACAGCGCCUUGGUCAUGUCCCGCAAUCUCGGAGAGAAGCCGACAGUGGAGAAAAAGAAGGAAGCCAACUUUUAUUUCGCUGUGGAAUCAGGUCUAGCACUGUUGACCUCGUAUUUCAUUAAUCUGGCCAUUGUUGUGGUGUUUGCCCAAGUGUUUUACGCACCGGAUCGAGAUGUUCUCCAAUUGCCAGGUCUCUAUGACGCUUCCGAUGUGUUACGCCGCACCCUCGGUGAAGGUGCACGCUACUUGUGGGCAGCUGGUCUGCUCGCUGCAGGUCAAAGCUCAACCAUGACAGGCACCUUGGCAGGCCAAUAUGUGGUGGAGGGUUUCUUUGGUGCAAUCUUUAAGAAACAAUGGCAUCGAGUGGCACUUACUCGCGCCAUCGCCCUCGUGCCCAGUAUGCUUGUCGCCGUACUGGCCGUCAAACGAUUUGAUACAAUGGGUGAAAUCUUGAAUGUAUUGCAGAGCUUAUGUCUUCCUACGGCCAUUAUUCCCAUUCUCAAAUUAACGGCUUCGUCCAAUAUCAUGACAUCGACAUUCAAAAAUUCGAAAAGGGCCAACAUGCUCUACUGGUUGAUCUCGUGGAUCGUCAUUGGAUUCAAUGUGUAUCUGUUUGUCAGCUACCUCAAAGAGCUGUCGUGGCCACCUGUGCUUGUGCUGCUCACGAUUGGUUACUUUGCAUUCGUCGUGUAUCUGGUGUAUCUUCCAGUGGACCGCGUUCAUUCAAAGCAUGGCAUUCACCACACGGAAGCAUAA
Messenger RNA from Radiomyces spectabilis, 1506 nucleotides. Its product is annotated as natural resistance-associated macrophage protein-domain-containing protein. The record is from RefSeq and is a predicted model, not a curated record. Gene Ontology annotation, molecular function: manganese ion transmembrane transporter activity; cadmium ion transmembrane transporter activity. The transcript is spliced from 5 exons. Gene Ontology annotation, biological process: metal ion transport. Gene Ontology annotation, cellular component: membrane. NCBI's taxonomy places the organism in Eukaryota, Fungi, Mucoromycota, Mucoromycetes, Mucorales, Radiomycetaceae. Bases 1 to 1506 code for a protein of 501 amino acids.